Molecule: messenger RNA, 1551 nt
Organism: Arabidopsis thaliana (thale cress)
Lineage: Eukaryota; Viridiplantae; Streptophyta; Magnoliopsida; Brassicales; Brassicaceae
Product: zinc knuckle (CCHC-type) family protein
Exons: 6
Coding region: 1-1551 (516 amino acids)
Molecular function (GO): nucleic acid binding; zinc ion binding
Source: RefSeq, marked reviewed
AUGUCGUCUAGCAAAGGAAGCAACACCGUUAGUCUAUUGCACAGUGUUAAUGUGCCCAAUCUUGAGAACUCCGCUCCGUCAAGCAGUACUGACGAUGAAAGUUUGUUUGUGGCCAUGAAUGAUCAGUUUAUGGCAGAAGAUAGUGAUUCCACUGAGUCUGACACAUCGAUUGAAUCAGAUCCGUCAGAUGUUUGGAAAUUAUUUGCGGUGCCAACCGAGAACGCGACUGAGGAACAAGUGAAUGAUAGUCUGAACAAUAUGUUGACGCAAUUCUAUGUGCCAUCGACGGAUGAGGAGGGAAGCUUUGGUGUUCCGAAUCUGGGAACUAUUGGCGAGCAUGGGUUAAAGUUGGAAGAAUUGAAUGCAGACUUGUUCGAUGUACCAGUAAUCCACGCAAAUGGUGCGUUUGGUGCGAUGAAUGAGUAUGGGGCCAACGACGAGUAUGAAAUGCUAAUGCUUAUGGGAAAUAACAAAGAAGAUGAGAAUGAAGCCAUAGAGAAUGAGUUAGAGCACGCGAUCGAUCAGUUGAUAGCUGAGUGUGCUCAAGAUUUUGGUCUGAUCGGGGAAAAAGGAGGAGGAAAUGGGAACGAUGGGGGUGAUUCCUCAUCGGACUCAUUUGAGUCAUUGACGCUAGAGCCUAAGAGUCCGAGUGUGAUCAACAUCUCAUCGGACAGUUCGCAACCCAUUGUGAUGAUGCUGAAUCCCAGCAAGCCGGAAUCAUGUUGGGAGAUUGAGAUGUUUAAGGGAGAUGAGCCAAGUGAAGAAGAAGGAAGAGGAAGGUGGGAUCCGAUGCUGCUUGAACAGGAACUAAACCACGAGUAUUUAAUGAAUCGUUUAAAACUUGAUGAAGAAAGGUCGAAAGAAAAGAUGGCCCAAAGGAUCGUUGGAGUAAAUCUGCAUCCACUUCGGAUCGGAUAUGGGAUUAAUUCCAAGGUUAAGCCCAGAAUACGGGCAACGGCGAGGAAGUCAGUUAGAAGGAAGUUACCCACUCCGGCUAAGCGUCCGUGGGAGAUAUGUGGCUAUAUAGAUCAUCCGACUGAGCAGUGCUUGCAUCCACCACAGGCUAUGCCUUAUAUGGUUGAUUGCGCCAAGUGUUACUCUUGUGGAGGAGUGGGACAUGUGUCCAUGUAUUGCCCGUACCUUGCGCCGAAUGCGGGCGAAGGAUCCUCGAGGGAUGCCCUCGUUUUUAUGGGUAAGGGAGAAACAAGCCAUGAACGUAGACAUGAAGGAGAUUCAAAAACCUUUGUAAAAAUGUCAGAAGAAUUCGUGGGGGACCGAAUGAGAAAAAGUUGCCUUAAUGCAUGGCCAAUUGACCGCAUGUGCCCAGAAAGUACCAAACCGGCAAAAGGCAAAGAUGGGCAAGAAUGGGCACGAAUGGGCAAAGAUGGGAAAAGUUGGGCAUGCCGCGGGAGAAAUUUCCCCUGCAGGGUGCAGAACCGACAUGUGUGGACACCUCACUUGCGGUGCCUUGCGGCUCAAGUCACCAAUCUUGGAGCCAAAGUCGGCUUAGUUUUGGAGCCGAAGUUGGCUGAGUCUUGGAGCCGAAGCUGA